Seminavis robusta is the source of this 540-nucleotide messenger RNA. NCBI's taxonomy places the organism in Eukaryota, Bacillariophyta, Bacillariophyceae, Naviculales, Naviculaceae. The record is from the annotation of a GenBank genome assembly.
AUGGCCGUUCUCCGCAAUCUCCUCUCGACUGGUGCCUUGCUUGUAGCACUGUUGGUCGCUACUAGCCUACAAGACUGUGUUGGUUUUGCAGGAAGCAUCAGCGUCCCGACUCAUCUGCAGAGAAGCUCUGAGUUGAACAUGUAUCCUCGCAAGGCAUCUCCUGCGCAAUCAUCCGCUCCCAGCAAGGUGGCUCAGAAGAUGAUUCCGAACCACGCUAGCAUCAGCCCUACCACGGCGGCCCAUCGCACCAAGAAGCAACUCAAGACACGACGCACACGCAAGCGAUACAAUACGGAGCUGUCCAACUCGGUUUUGGCGGAUUGCAAUACUCUUCCUUCGUUCCCUACCGCUCAUGGGAUCCUGUCCCCUGAGACGGUCAUGCGAAUGGAGGAAAUGGUCGAGACCGAGGGACGCACCACCAAGGCUGUCGAACGCUUCUUGUCUCAGUACAAGAGAGAAGGUCCUCUCUCCUGUCUCUCCAUGUUGUCGGACCCGGAAGUGUUGCCACACUUGACCAAGGCAAUGAGAGAUGUCGUCUAA